AUGAAAUCCACCACCGUCAUCCUCCUCCUCCUCACCAGCCUCACCACCGUCCUCGCCCUCCCCGACCCCAACCCACAACCCGUCCCCGAUCUGGCCGGCACCGUCUUCGAGGAGACCGCCCAAGCGUGCGUGAGGGAGAACGGACGAUGUGGCAGGAGACGCGGCAAGUGCUGUGCCGGACUGCGAUGUCGAUGGAAGCCGGUUGGCGGCCCGAAUAGGAUCUGUUUGAAGCGCUGA
This is a messenger RNA of Uncinocarpus reesii 1704, 237 nucleotides long. RefSeq lists its product as uncharacterized. Bases 1 to 237 code for a protein of 78 amino acids. The transcript is spliced from 2 exons. NCBI's taxonomy places the organism in Eukaryota, Fungi, Ascomycota, Eurotiomycetes, Onygenales, Onygenaceae. The record is from RefSeq and is a predicted model, not a curated record.